Molecule: messenger RNA, 2361 nt
Organism: Mya arenaria
Lineage: Eukaryota; Metazoa; Mollusca; Bivalvia; Myida; Myidae
Exons: 12
Coding region: 131-1363 (410 amino acids)
Source: RefSeq, a predicted model, not a curated record
GUUGUAUCCCGGAAGUAGAGGUCUGUUCGAGUACACGUUGAACACAAAAGUAACAAAAACGUGUAAAGCUGUUCAUAUUUUUGGUGUCAGCCGUUUUUUUUGGUAGUGCAGAAAGGUUGACAUAAACACCAUGACAGAACCAAAAAAAAGAAAAGUUGGUAAGGAGGCAGUUGAAAAUGGCGAAGAGGAAAAAUCAAAACAAAAACGACCAGUCAAGUCUAAAAUUGCCAGAGUCAAGGAAGCCCAGACAAAGGGCAUAUUUGCCCACAUCCUGACUGCAUGUAAGGUGUUGCUGGCUGUUAUGUUGAUUCCUCCAUUUCUGAACUAUGCGGCUCUUCAACGGGAAGGAUCCUUGCUGCAACCCGAAGGUGAGAUGUACGACAUAGGCUGGGGUCAGAAGUUAUUCCUGUCAUGUAAGGGGAAGGGGGCACCUACUGUGGUCCUUGAUGCCCCCACGGGGAUGACCUCAGAUGCCUGGACAGUCGUGUUUGAAAAGCUUGCCAAAUAUACACGUGUGUGCAUGUAUGACAGAGCAGGUGUUGGAUUCAGUGACAGACCGUACUAUAACUCAACUGAGGUUGAUGGGACAGACAGCGGUAGAAAUUACAGGAACAGAUGGACUCCGUUCACUGCAGAACGCAUGGUAGAGGAUCUCCACCAGCUUGUUUCCAGAAGCAGCGACCAACCUCGUCCGUUCCUGCUUGUAGGGGCAGAAUUAGGGGCCCUCAUAGCGCAGUUCUAUGCAAGAAUGUUUGAAGGGGAGGUGAUGGGGCUGGUGUUGAUCAAUCCACUGACAGAAGACUUAUUUCAACAAGACAAAGGCAUAUGGAUUCAUAACUGGUAUGGCCACAUGGUUCCUUCCUUCCAGACUAUACAACUAGGGGCUGCCCUAGGUGUAACAAGGCUCUCUCUCAUGCUGGGAUAUCUUCAACACCCUCUACACCGAGCAGUCAGUCUGCCAGACGACGUGGAUAAAAGACAGAAGUACCUGAUGUGUUACCCCAAACAUUUGAGCUCUGUGGUGGAUGAACACUAUUUUAUCAAUGAAACAUUUUCACAGUUGCGAACUGCAAAAAAAAUCAAGAACAUAGCCAAGAACAUAUCAGUGACAGUGAUCACGGGAAACUACUACGAUGAACAGAUGCCUGGGCCGUUGAAUAAGGCGUGGGCCAAGUCGGAGCAGAAUCUGAUCACAAAUGUGUACCCAGAUAGUCAUCAUAUUGUUGUGAACGGGGGGGACCGGCAUUUACUCUACAGGAAACCAGACGCCAUCGUUGAUCCUGUGAGAAAAAUCGUAAAACAAUGGAGAUCCAGACAUACUGAAGAUAGUAGUGAUAAUAAAUUAAAAUCUAAAUCUAGCUGAUGAAGUGCUUAACUGUUGGUUAGUUAUACUUUUAUCAUCUUAGUGAUAAAAAUGGUUUGUUGACAAUAACAUCUGUCAGUUUAUAAAUUGAUGUGGUGUUCUCUCAUGAAUGGGCCACUGAGUGUCUGAAGACAGAUUGGUUGAAGAGACUUAAAUAAUUCCACAGAAGGCCUGGUGCUGACUUUGGAUGAGGUGGAAAAGGAAAAUUGUGUUGGGCUCCCAAACACUGCAGUAUGAAAGUGUUGAACCAUUCAAGGGAAUGACCCAACAAUUCAUCUCAUUUUUAUUUACGUCGUGGAAAGACAACAUUGCACUGUGUGCAGUCUAACAAAUGCUGGAUUCUUUUCAGAUUCAGAUAGUGUAACUUGGACACAAAUUACUAUAACAAUUGUUAGUACCGGUACUCAUGAAAAGUUUUCUAAUUAUGAAACUUCAUUUAUCAUGGUAACUUUCAGUUAGCCCAAACAACACAACAAAGAUAUAUACAUACAUUAUUUUAUUCAAUUACUGUAAUAUAAUAAUGCAACACAGAUGUUUCUAUUCCUGUUGAAAAAGGGGAUAUGGUUAUAUAAAUAGCCGAUCUGGAUUUGCGCAAUAUGGUUCUGAAAAUUCACAUGAAGGGGGCCAAGACCUUGAUACUCUUAAUAUAAAAUUAAUUUUUAUGAUUAGCGUUUACUUUUCAAAGUUUGUCUCUUGUGCCUUAUUUAUUUUUGUUGCAGACUUACAAACCUUAUGUAUGUGUUUAUGUGACACAACAAUCUACAGAUAAUAAAGGCAGCUAUUCACACCAUGAUUUGCUUAUUCAUGGGCUUCCAGUUGUAUUUAACCAUUGUAUUUGGAAAGUGGCCAAAUUUUGGACAAAAAUUGGUAAGAUAAAAACAUGCUAACAGGUGCCUUUCCUGAAUUGUUUAACCAAGAGACAUAACUCCACAAUUAUCUUAGUCAGAGUUAUGGGCCUUUUAACACACCUGUCUUAUUAUUGGUGACAUGUGUGUUAU